GCCAAGCAUAAACCAUUUUGUUCACUUUUAGUCUGCUCCAGUAGAGUGGCAGACCUUCCAGGUUCAAAGUCAAAGCACCCCAGGCAAUAGCUGCAUUUCCCCCUGGGCAUUACUCCUUUGUGACUUCACCCACUGAAGUCACCCGGGAGACGGUGCUGAAUGUUCCAUGUUAGAGUCUUGGGCCUCUUAGGAGGCAGGGACAGCAGGCCUGGCCAGCUCAGAGGACUCUCUGUCCACAGUAUAAAUGAAAACACUGCUGGCCCAUGUCUGGCAGGGAUGUAGAGGGCAGCCUCAGAGGCACUGGGCACUCCCGGCACCAUGGAUGACGCAGCCGUCCUCAAGCGACGAGGCUACAUCAUGGGGAUAAACUUAGGAGAGGGCUCGUAUGCCAAAGUCAAAUCCGCUUACUCUGAGCGCCUAAAGUUCAACGUGGCGGUCAAGAUCAUCGAUCGCAAGAAAGCCCCCACGGACUUCCUGGAGAAAUUCCUUCCCCGGGAGAUUGAGAUUCUGGCCAUGCUAAACCACCGCUCUAUUGUCAAGACCUAUGAGAUCUUUGAGACGUCAGAUGGCAAGGUCUACAUUGUCAUGGAGCUUGGGGUCCAGGGUGACCUCCUUGAAUUCAUCAAAACCAGAGGAGCCCUGCAAGAGGAUGAUGCUCGAAAGAAGUUCCACCAGCUCUCCUCGGCCAUCAAGUACUGCCACGACCUGGAUGUCGUCCACCGAGACCUCAAGUGCGAAAACCUUCUGCUUGACAAGGACUUCAACAUCAAACUGUCUGACUUUGGCUUCUCCAAGCGCUGCAUGCGGGAUGAUAGUGGUCGGCUGACAUUAAGCAAGACCUUCUGUGGGUCAGCAGCUUAUGCGGCCCCUGAGGUGCUGCAGGGCAUCCCCUACCAGCCCAAGGUGUAUGACAUCUGGAGCCUGGGUGUGAUCCUCUACAUCAUGGUCUGUGGCUCCAUGCCCUACGAUGACUCCAACAUCAAAAAGAUGCUGCGCAUCCAGAAGGAGCACCGCGUCAACUUCCCACGCUCCAAACACCUGACUGGUGAGUGCAAGGACCUCAUCUACCGAAUGUUGCAGCCAGAUGUCAACCGGAGGCUGCACAUUGAUGAGAUCCUCAGCCACUGCUGGGUGCAGCCCAAGACGCGAGGUCUGUCCUCUGGAGCCAUCAACAAGGAAGGGGAAAGCUCCCGGGCCGCUGAGCCCUCAUGGACCCCUGAACCUGGUGCUGAUAAGAAGUCUGCCACCAAGUUGGAGCCUAAGGAAGAGGCACGAGCUGAGGCCCAAUCUGAGACAAAACCCCAGGAAGAUAAUGCGCAGGUGGCCAGGCAGUCAGAGAACGUGGGCCUCAGCAGCGAACCGAACAGGGCCACAGAGGAAGGGCAUCCCCAACAGCCUUCAGAGACACAUACUUAGUGAGCCUCUUGCAGCCCAGGGGGCCAGCAGGGAAGAAGGCAGAGCUCAUGGCUUGAAGCCUGAGCCUAGAAGUCAAGGGACGAGAGAGAGAAGGAAGACACUCCCGGAUGAGCUAUUUUCGUCACUUUCUUCUCCCCCCUCCUUUGAACUUGGUAACUCACAUGGCUAAAGAAGCAAUAAAUCACUAUAUGGGUGCACACCCUCAGGUGAA
This is a messenger RNA of Rattus rattus (black rat), 1627 nucleotides long. It is a transcript of the gene Tssk1b, whose product is annotated as testis specific serine kinase 1B. The transcript has a single exon. Gene Ontology annotation, molecular function: ATP binding; tau-protein kinase activity; protein serine/threonine kinase activity. Bases 319 to 1416 code for a protein of 365 amino acids. The record is from RefSeq and is a predicted model, not a curated record. Gene Ontology annotation, cellular component: cytoplasm. Lineage: Eukaryota; Metazoa; Chordata; Mammalia; Rodentia; Muridae. Gene Ontology annotation, biological process: intracellular signal transduction; microtubule cytoskeleton organization; protein phosphorylation.